AGGAGAGCGGCCUGUGGGAGGCCAGAGAGGUUGUGUUUGGAACCCAGGCUCAUGAUGAGCCUAAGAUAAAAAUGGCAUUGAUCCAUGCUGCUGCUAGAGGUCACUGACAUGGUGCCAUGGGGUCCCAUGGUAGAUUGGGGGUCCGGGGUGGGGGAAGCUGUCAAAACGCUGAUGAACACAGUUUAUGACAGACUCAGACGAGACCCAGGGAGGAAAGCUGCAAGCUGGCGCUGGGAGGUCGGCCUUGGUGUCUGCUGUUCAUUGCCAGGGUCCGAAGUUGGCUCUGUGUUUGUUCAACAGGAUGGAAAAAAAAACCAAAAACCGCGGGACAGCGCUGAGUGGAGGAGAUGCAUUCAGUCAAUGGGCAUGAAAAUGAAUUUUAGCUGCUUUGUGCAAAAACCCUAGGUGUGCGGACGAAAGAGAGCCAGGCAGAAGGUUACAACAGGUCAGGAAUAAAUAACCACCAGGCGGAGGAUCCAAGAUUCUGUCCUUCCUUUUGUUGGAUGAGGAGCGCCAGGCAAACGCGUCCACAAAGGCUUCGGAAGGAAGCGGCUCGCCCGUCCACACCCGGCUCCUGCCCCGGUGGUACAGGCAUGGAUGGGAAGAAAUGCAGUGUAUGGAUGUUCCUACCUCUUGUAUUUACUUUGUUUACUUCAGCUGGAUUGUGGAUAGUAUACUUCAUAGCUGUGGAAGAUGACAAAAUUUUACCAUUAAAUUCAGCUGAAAGGAAACCUGGUGUGAAGCAUGCACCAUAUAUAAGCAUUGCAGGUGAUGAUCCUCCUGCAAGCUGUGUGUUUAGUCAAGUUAUGAACAUGGCAGCCUUCCUAGCCCUUGUGGUAGCUGUUCUGCGCUUCAUACAACUGAAACCGAAGGUUUUAAACCCGUGGCUGAAUAUUAGUGGAUUGGUGGCUCUGUGUCUGGCUUCCUUCGGAAUGACCUUACUUGGUAAUUUUCAGCUCACAAAUGAUGAAGAAAUCCAUAACGUCGGAACUUCCUUGACCUUUGGAUUUGGCACAUUGACCUGCUGGAUCCAGGCUGCGCUGACACUCAAGGUCAACAUCAAGAAUGAAGGACGGAGAGUUGGAAUUCCACGGGUUAUUCUGUCGGCAUCUAUCACUCUCUGUGUGGUCCUCUACUUCAUCCUUAUGGCCCAAAGCAUCCACAUGUAUGCAGCCAGGGUCCAGUGGGGCCUGGUCAUGUGCUUCCUGUCUUAUUUUGGCACCUUUGCCGUGGAGUUCCGGCAUUACCGCUAUGAGAUUGUUUGCUCUGAGUACCAGGAGAAUUUCCUAAGCUUCUCAGAAAGCCUGUCAGAAGCUUCUGAAUAUCAGACUGACCAGGUGUAAACUAUCAGUUUUUCCUUGCUGGUGAGGUGGGUGUGACAGUGGGGGAGGGGCCAGUAGGACACACUCACAGGACUUGACAUAGAACCUCAUUUCACACAUACACACACACACACACACACACACAUACACACAUUCAUGGCCACAUUUGCCAAAUGAGCUUUUCAGGGCAAGUUAUUUCUUUAAUGAAAAAGCACAAGCCCUUAUGUGUCGAAAUACACGCUGUUACACUGAAAAUAUAUGCACGACAGAGCAAGAAGCUUGUGCAUGAUCACUUCUUAUCCGUCCCCUUCCCAGCACUCCCUCCUCUUCCCAUUCUCUCCACAUGUCUCAAGCACCCUACCGAGUAGGGCAGGCCAAAUGUUCCUUGGGAGUAAUGCCAACUCCCGACGUUGCCUUCAGGUCCAAAGGGCUUGGAACCAGCUCAUGAGGAAGUUAUGAAUCUGGCGCUAAUAUUCUUGAGUGGAUAAUAGUGUAUCAUAGAAUAGGACGGAAAUCGUAUUGAGAUGUGACCCUGUGUCGCCUGUGGAAAGGCAUAGUGAGAAGAACUUUCCCACGAAAGCCCCCUUCAUCGUUGUUCAGUGGUCAGCUGUGUGGAUCCCAGGAGAGAUAUAUGCCACAGACUGUGAGAGCAAAGCCCGCCGCCGUGAUCUGGACUUGAUGCACUGUGACUGAGAAUGAUUCCGAAAUGUGAAUAUGUGUAGGGACGUGGUCUACCAGGCCUGGAACAAGAUGGGGGCAGUGAAGGUAUGGUUUAGUGUUUGCUUUCAUAGUAUGCCAUGUACAAUGUUUUAUAUUUCAUAGUUUCUUUUAAGUAACUACCAUGAGUCUCUCUAAGCCUCAUGGAUAAAGAUGUAGACCAAAUGCAAGAGCUGAGCUUGCUUUGGGUUCAACCACGAUCAAAGAAAAACUGAGGUCACCUGCAGGCUUACGUUGGAAGCUAAGAAAAUAUCACAGAAAAAUGGAAAGAAAUAUGGAUGUGCAGAGGUAGUAAAAAGAGCUGCUGCUGGACAUUUAUCAAAGAUAGGCACCUUACAGUAUCUUGUUGCAAGUCCAAAUCAGGGGAGACUUUGUUAAUAUGUAUCUUUUGCUCAAAUUUAGUAGGGUUUUUUUUUUUGGAUUAAGGGCUUUUCAAAUUUGGAAUUUGUAGAAGCCAAUUAAAAGAAUACCCUUCCUAAAAACCAAAUUGACACAGCUGGCCCCCCUGUUAGCCAACCCGCAGUUCCCAGUUCCCACCUGCUGAGAGUUCAGAACUCAGACUGUAGGUGUGGGCUUUUGAGACUGUGCUUCAUGAAGAAGAGCAGAAUUCCAAAUUCAAACUGUGUUGGAGUGAGCCAAGUGGACAGACCCUCCAUGAGUGCACUUUCUUUCAAGAAAUCCCCAGAUUUACCCCAUAGAGGUCUGGGAUUACCUGGAAUAUAAUAUGAAAAACAUUUUUUAGGCUGGGUGUGGGGCUCACGCCUGUAAUCCCAGCACUUUGGGAGGCUGAGGCAGGCGGAUCACCUGAGGUUGGGAGCUCGAGACCAGCCUGACCAAUGUGAAGAAACCCUGUCUCUACUAAAAAAAAUACAAAAUUAGCCUGGCGUGGUGGCGCAUGCCUGUAAUCCUGGCUACUCAGGAGGCGGAGGCAGGAGAAUCACUUGAAGCCGGGAGGCAGGUUGCGGUGAGACGAGAUCACGCCAUUGCACUCCAGCCUGGGCAACAAGAGCUAAACUCCAUCUCAAAAAAAAAAAAAGAAAAACAUUUUUUAAUUCAACCCAAAGUCUGAAUUUCUUGAGGAAAAGGUCCAUGUCUUUUCAUCUCUGUAUUGUUCCCCACCUCUUAACACAGUGCCUGGCACAUACUAGGUGCUCAAUAAAUGUCUGUUGAAUAGAAUUAUUGAUAAUUUAAGAGUAGGAAAAAGGAGUGUCAGAGAGAGACUCAAAGAUGAGUGAGAGAGCAUGGAAGAUGGCUGUUUCAUGUGAGACAGGAAUGGAAGAAGUUAUGAAUAGGGAUCAGAUGGGGGAGUGAGAAUCCCUGUAAGUAAAAUGUGAGGAAAAGAACAAGCUGAGAACAAGAUUCUCCUGUCAAAAAGGCGUCUUACUGUAAAUAGUCCAAGGUGACAUUUGUUAGUUUUGAAUACUGCUUUUGGGUUUCUUUUUUUCAUUUUUAUAUUUUAAAAUUUUUAUCAAAGAACAAAGACUUAUGUAGUUUUCUUUUAUUCUACACAAUCCAAAUUAAACAGCUUUUGGUGAUGCAAUUGUACACUUUCUUAAGAAUAUAUCUAAUACCACAUUUUAGCAGAACCAAGCAAUGACUGACAUUAUUCAUUGGGAUCUGGCCACUAAAUAAAAUUCUUUUAUGCAUAA
Messenger RNA from Gorilla gorilla gorilla (western lowland gorilla), 3688 nucleotides. It is a transcript of the gene TMEM150C, whose product is annotated as transmembrane protein 150C. Gene Ontology annotation, cellular component: plasma membrane. The record is from RefSeq and is a predicted model, not a curated record. Lineage: Eukaryota; Metazoa; Chordata; Mammalia; Primates; Hominidae. The transcript has 8 exons. The coding region runs from base 504 to 1343 and encodes 279 amino acids.